GGCAUGAAGUGUUUUUUAAAGGCUGUCAUUUUUAAUGGUUGGAUUUCUCUAAGCUAGAAGCUGAAAGAAAGUCAUUUUUCGCCCAAAAACGGCUUCUUUCUUUCAAGUUUUGCGUUUAAAUUGGUGUGCAAAGGCUGCCAACAGUAUCUCACAGCCGAAAUCACGUAAAAGUAAUCGCUGCGGACGCGUUUGCCAGCCAAGAAAGUAGAAAUAUCAGUCGAUAAUUGCGACGAAACGGAACGCCUAGGGUCUGUCUGGCUGCAUCGUGUAAAUAACUGUGUUGAAGAGGCUGCACAGUAAUAUACUUUCAUUCGGAAACGUAAGGAACACACAAAACGCAGUAGGCAAGGAAAAAUAGUAGGCCCUUGGAUCCAAUGUCUAAACUAAACUCCCAUGGGGCUACUGGGCUUAAGAAUAUUAAUCUUGAAGAGAUAUGGACCGAUCUAGAAGCAGGGAUAAAGCAGGUGUACAAAGGGGAACUCAGUUUGGGCAUCGCACGCUACAUGGAACUAUACACACAUGUCUAUAAUUAUUGCACGAGUGUACACCAGCAGCCGAAUUCCCGCACGGGUUCGUCGAAGGUAUCGAAAAAGGGCAUUAGCGCUCCCCCUGGCGGUGCUCAGCUGGUCGGUCAGGAGCUUUACAAACGAUUGAAGGAGUUCCUCGAGAACUAUCUCGUUCGGUUGCACCAGAAUGGAAUCGAUCUGAUGGGCGAAGAAGUGCUGAACUUCUACACCAAGCGCUGGGAGGAUUAUCAAUUCUCGAGCAAGGUACUAAACGGCGUGUGUGCCUACCUUAACCGGCACUGGGUGAAGCGCGAGUGCGAGGAAGGCCGUAAGGAUGUGUACGAGAUCUAUCAGCUGGCGCUGGUAACCUGGCGGGGCAAUUUGUUCAAGCAUUUGAACAAGCAAGUGACCAACGCCGUACUGAAGCUGAUCGAGCGCGAACGCAAUGGAGAAACGAUCAACUCACGGCUGGUGUCCGGUGUCAUCAACUGCUAUGUUGAACUCGGGCUCAACGAGGACGACCCGCACGCGAAGGGCCAAAAUCUGUCCGUGUACAAGGAAAGCUUCGAAAAUAUUUUCCUCGAAGAUACCGAACGAUUCUAUACGCGUGAAAGUGCCGACUUUUUGCGUGAAAACCCCGUCACUGAGUACAUGAAGCGAGUGGAGUUGCGCUUGAACGAGGAACAGAAACGCGUACAGGUUUAUCUGCAUGAAAGCACGUUGGACCGGCUGGCAGAAAAGUGCGAACGUGUGCUUAUUCACAACCAUCUCGAUCAGUUCCGUACCGAGUUCCAGAACUUGCUGAACUCGGACAAGAACCAAGAUUUGGGCCGGAUGUACUCGUUGGUCGCUCGCAUCAAGGCUGGUUUGUUCGAGCUCAAGGAGAUUUUAGAAACACACAUCCACAAUCAGGGCCUGGCGGCAAUAGAGAAGUGUGGCGAUUCUGCUGUAAAUGAUCCCAAAAUUUACGUCCAAACCAUUCUGGAAGUACACAAGAAAUACAACGCAUUAGUACUUACUGCUUUUAACAACGACAGCGGUUUCGUGGCAGCACUCGAUAAGGCAUGCGGCAAAUUCAUCAACACAAAUGCUGUAACCGAGCUGAGCAGAAGUGCAAGCAAAAGUCCCGAACUGCUCGCCAAGUAUUGUGACUUACUGUUAAAGAAAUCUAGCAAAAAUCCGGAAGAAGCCGAACUGGAGGACACGCUUAAUCAAGUGAUGGUUGUGUUCAAAUACAUCGAAGACAAGGAUGUGUUCCAAAAGUUUUACAGCAAGAUGCUGGCGAAACGACUUUGCCAACACAUGUCGGCCAGCGACGAUGCGGAAGCAUCGAUGAUAUCCAAACUGAAACAGGCCUGCGGCUUCGAAUACACCAGCAAGCUACAGCGAAUGUUCCAGGACAUCGGCGUGUCGAAGGAUCUGAACGAUCAGUACCGGAAGCAUCACGAGAAGCUGCGGGAUACGCGAAGCUCGGGACAGAACGAAAUAGAUUUCAGCAUUCUGGUGCUAUCGAGCGGCUCUUGGCCAUUCGGUCAGGGCUUUACCUUUUCCCUUCCCUUCGAGCUGGAACAAUCGGUCCAUCGAUUCAACAAUUUCUACGCCAAGCAACAUUCCGGACGUAAACUGAACUGGUUGUACAAUAUGUGCCGCGGCGAGCUCAUUACGAACUGUUUCCGAAUGCGAUAUACCCUGCAGGCUAGUACCUUCCAAAUGGCCGUCCUGCUGCAAUUUAACGAGGAAACCGCCUGGAGCAUUAAACAGUUGGGAGAAAACACUGGUAUCAACAAUGAGAACCUUAUACAAGUGCUUCCAAUAUUGCUGAAGACAAAAUUACUUAAUUGCUACGAAGGUGAAGGAAAACUACACCCAGACUCAACCAUCGAGCUAAACAAGGACUUUAAAAACCGUAAACUCCGUAUCAACAUAAACUUCCCGUUGAAAUCGGAACUAAAGGUAGAGCAGGAAGCAACUCACAAGAACAUCGAGGAAGAUCGCAAGAUACUCAUACAGGCGGCAAUCGUGCGCAUAAUGAAAAUGCGAAAGAUGCUCAACCACACGCAGCUCGUGAACGAAGUGUUGAAUCAACUGUCCACACGAUUUAAGCCCAAGAUUCAAGUGAUAAAGAAAUGUAUCGAUAUUCUGAUAGAGAAAGAAUAUCUGGAACGUCAGGAAGGACAAAAGGAUACCUACAGCUAUCUGGCUUGAUCAGUGAUAAUUUUAAUCAGUAGUGUAGUUAUCUAAAACACGUAUUUUCAAUAUCAAGCAUCCCAACUGAGCGUACGUAACUAUGAAACCCUAUUGAACAGAACAGAACGCCACUAAGAAAGAUAGACUAUUAACGCCAGCAUAAGCGGAAGGGAAGGUUUACACUGAUAAAACGAUGCGUAAGAAAAAUUAGAUUUAGAAUCUUGCAAAACCAUAGCAAGGAUUCAAAUAAAAGUAGCUUUGCGACUCUCUGUGUUUGCUAGUCUAACAUCCAUACGACAACAACAACAAAAAACUCACAGAUGGUGUUUGUUGGGUUCAAAUCUUGAAUAGAUUGUGCGUUCCUUCCGGCACGCAGGACAUCGUAUUCAGCUAUGGAUAAACCAAAACACAGACAACUCCAAAUAAGAACAAAAAACAAAAGCUGGCAAACUGUUUAACGUUAAAUUCGCAGUUGCAGAAAAGCGCAAUGCUCACUGAUUUGAAUCCUAGUACGAAAACAACUACGGAAAUAUAAUGUGUAAAGUUGCAAAACCCAUACAGGAUAGCAUAUGAUUGUGGCAAACCAACCUCUCAGUAGUGCACGGGAGCCGUUACGCCAAACAAGAAGACACCCUUUGCAGAGCCACCACACACAGAACAGUCCCAUUAGUGUGAAGCGCACAUAAAAGAGAGAUUUAUAUAUUUAGUAGAAGAAGCUGGUGGAAGAAUCAUUUGCUAAGAGACGAAAUAUGCACGCUGGAUGAAUUCCAUCGGUUAAUGUACGUUGGCUAUAAACCCGCAAAACGAAACAAUGCCAGGUAUUAUCGGCUGCAGCUAGUAAGAAGUGAGCAUGGGAUAGUGGAUAGUGAAGGGCAGUGUGAACAGUUUUGAAUAGAACUAUAGGUAAAUUUUGUUUGUAACAUUUUUAUUGGAAUAGUUAGAUCGGUAACAGCAAGCCCGUUGCUGGGAAAUACGUUAACUGGACCAUUGGGCCAUCAUUUCACACGCCGUACUGAUUUGCCGGCUGUGGGUAAAUCUAGGCCAGGCCAACACGAAAAGGUUUUGUUUAGUACAGGUUUUUGUUAUGUGAUUUUAGCAAAAUUUUUGGAAUCGUAGCUGGUCGGCAUACUCCAGCUGCGUGUCGACGAUAACGCACUACAAGAUAAUCCUAAAACAAAAAGCUUUGUUCAGAGCACGCAAUAAUCUUUAGUGUGAUGGUACGUGUAAACAGUAUGGCGUAGGAUCUGUUUUCGGUCUCUGACUUCUUCUUCUGUGCAUGUGUGUAAUGUGUGUUGAAUGUUACUAUAGUUUGUUAGUGUAAAAUGUGGAACACUUGCACCACGAUCCCAAUGUUUCGUUACUCUGUUUUAAGAAUGAUUGGACUUAAUUCUUGCUUUAUACAACACCACCCUUGUUAUAGGUUCGUUCUUAUUUCUGCAAUACGAUUUGGUGUAAAAAUGCAGCCACUC
Molecule: messenger RNA, 4162 nt
Organism: Anopheles funestus (African malaria mosquito)
Lineage: Eukaryota; Metazoa; Arthropoda; Insecta; Diptera; Culicidae
Gene: Cul1
Product: cullin-1
Exons: 12
Coding region: 375-2711 (778 amino acids)
Biological process (GO): SCF-dependent proteasomal ubiquitin-dependent protein catabolic process; protein ubiquitination
Cellular component (GO): SCF ubiquitin ligase complex
Molecular function (GO): ubiquitin protein ligase binding
Source: RefSeq, a predicted model, not a curated record